UGAUUGUUUACUCUCGACCUUCCUUCAGAAUUUCGUAAAAUUUUCUCUCGUUUGACUCAAUUAUUUUGUGGAAUUUAGACGCCGGAAAUGGGAAAGAGCAAAAGAGAGUACAGAGAGGAUGAGCCAUAUGGAGACAGCAGCCAUACGAGUGACAGUUCGGGCAGCAGCAGCAACAGCAACAACAGCUCAGGCAGUGGCAGUGAGGACAGCUAUAGCAGCGAGCGGGAGAGGAAACGAAAACGUGUGAAAAAGAGCUCGAAGCAGAGAAAAGCCCGGCAGGAGAGCCCCGGAGAGUAUGAGCCCCGGCACGACGACCACAAGCACAGGAGUCGGAAGCACAAGCACCACCACCGCAAACACAAGCACAAACACAGGCACCACCGCCACCAUCGUGGAGGGGAGGAGGAGCACCACCAUGCCAGGAGAGGGACGUCCAGGGACAGGAGUGAGGUCAGACGGAGCAGAGAGGACGAGAGGAGGGGCAGGGAGAGGGGGGAGGAGGACAAGGCCGAGAAGGAGAGAAGAGUAAAAAGAGAUGAGAGGAAGAAUAGAGAGAGAUAUGAAAACAGGCAGGUGAAGAGCAGGUGGGAUGAUGAUGACGAGCCACAGUACGACCCCAACAAAAGAAUCAAAGCAGAGCCAGACCGAGAGGAAGGGAGCAGUAGCAGAGAACACGACAGCAGGAGAGUUGGAGAAGACCAAGGAGGGAGAAGGGAUCGCCGAGAAGGACCAAGGGAGAUCCAGUCGGAGAAUGGGAGAUCUAGAGGCAGUGUUGAGGAAGCGAGAACAGUGGUGAAGGAGAACGUGGAAGACAAUGUCAAGGAGGAGGAGCUGCAGAAGCCAAAUAUGGGACUCUCAGGAAAACUGACCGAGGACACAAAUACCUACAAUGGGGUUGUGAUCAAGUAUUCGCAACCCCCGAGGCGAGAAAAACCCAAGAGAAGAUGGGGGAUGGUGAGUUCUUUAGCUGUUCAUGAGAGAAUUCUACCCUCUUUGUUAAUCAGCUCCCCACCUUCGUUCUCCAGGUACAUAUUCAAAGGUGAUGAAGACCUGCCGUUCUUGCCACUCCACCGACAGAGUGCCUACCUCAUCGGCAGAGAUCGCAAAGUGGCAGACAUCCCAACAGACCACCCGUCCUGCUCCAAACAACAUGCCGUCCUCCAGUACCGACUCGUGACCUACAACCGAGAAGAUGGGACGAAAGGUCGCACGGUAAAGCCAUACAUCCUAGACCUUGAAUCUGCCAACGGGACAUAUGUCAACAACCGCCGCAUUGAACCGCGCCGGUACGUAGAAUUGCUCGAGAAGGAUGUGGUGAAGUUCGGCUACAGCUCAAGGGAAUACAUCCUCCUGCAUGAGGGCUCAAAGGGCGAAGACCAGAACGCGCCUGAUACGGGUAUCGACCUCAGCCCUGUGUCCCUUCUCAGGAGUUAGUUGAGGGGGAGGGGGAGUGUCUACCGAAGUUAAGAACAGAAACAUAAACAAUAAAAGAACAAAAUACAAAAAAUAUAUAUAUACAAGAAUCUAUUUUUACCUUUUGAAAACAUCCCCUCUCAUCCCUCACAUGUAUUUUCUUUUUUUUCUUUUUUUUUCUUUUUUUUCAUCUUUUUCUUUUCUCUACGCAACAAGUGACUUUCGUAUAUAUAUAGGAAUCUUCAGUGCCAUGAUGUGAAUGGUGAGGAUGAUGAUUAGUGUUGAAAACAUUAGUUUAGGAGAGACAAAAUAUUCAGAAAUCUCAGUCAGUAAAGAUUAAAAAAAAAAGACAUGAACUAUACUGUAAAUGUUUGGAUUAUUUUCUUUCAUUUUUUUCUUUCCAUUGAGAAGUUAAAUCUACAGGAAGUGACAAGUUCCUGCUUCCAGAUGUGACUUUUUUUUUGUUGUGGCCUGCAGUACAAAACAAACACUUAAAACACUUAUGAGAUCCAUAUAUAAGAUUUUAAGACAAAUGGUAUUUCAUUUGAUCAUGACAAAAGUGUCAGGGGAUAUGGAUUAUGAAAAGUGUCAGAUAUUUUACAUGUGUCUUUUGUAUAUUAUUCUGCUUCAUUCUCUCUCUCUCUCUCUCUCUCUCUCUCUCUCUCUCUCUCUCUCUCUCUCUCUCUCUCUCUCUCUCUCUCUCUCUCUCUCUCUCUCUCUCUCGCACAUUCGCUCACUCGCUCUCUCUCCCUCCCUCCUUCCUUACUUUUUCCUUUUUUUUUCUCAUUUCUUGCAAAAGUAUAUAUAUAAAAAGAAUCAUAGUGUUUGUAACAAGAAAAGAAUGUGUUUGUCUCUAUAAUUUGUCUCAAUACAGUAAGAUCAUUAUUCAGUAUAUUUGUGAAUAUCACAAGACAUAAUAUAUAUUUAUUGUGACCAAGACAUCUCUCUUUUUUUUAUUUAAUUUUUUUUAUUCCAGAAAUAUCUUCAUUUAGUUUUUCUUAUCAUCAGGAAGUCGGUGAUAUUUUGACCACACAAUAGGGAUUAUCCUUUAUUGUCAGGAAGCAUUUGAUAUUUGUAUGCUCUCAUAUUCUGUAUUGAAUAUCCUUUGGUAUUCAUUUUUGUAUUCCUUAUUGAAUUGCUGGACAGAUUCAGUAAUAUUGGAAAAUUGAUCUUACUUGUACUUAUUUUUAUGGGAUUGUGGGUUUUUCCAAAAUGGUUCUAAAUCAUCCCUAAAUAAAUAUCCUUUUUUUAAAAUAAA
This is a messenger RNA of Penaeus monodon (black tiger shrimp), 2671 nucleotides long. RefSeq names its product smad nuclear-interacting protein 1-like. Lineage: Eukaryota; Metazoa; Arthropoda; Malacostraca; Decapoda; Penaeidae. Gene Ontology annotation, molecular function: protein binding; mRNA binding. Gene Ontology annotation, biological process: miRNA processing. Gene Ontology annotation, cellular component: nucleus. The coding region runs from base 88 to 1434 and encodes 448 amino acids. The transcript is spliced from 6 exons. The record is from RefSeq and is a predicted model, not a curated record.